Molecule: messenger RNA, 2713 nt
Organism: Pollicipes pollicipes
Lineage: Eukaryota; Metazoa; Arthropoda; Thecostraca; Pollicipedomorpha; Pollicipedidae
Product: dixin
Exons: 13
Coding region: 98-2323 (741 amino acids)
Biological process (GO): canonical Wnt signaling pathway
Cellular component (GO): cytosol
Molecular function (GO): frizzled binding
Source: RefSeq, a predicted model, not a curated record
GAGCCGACCGCUCCACAUAUAUGGGAAUGCCCGCCCCGCACGUCCGUGUGCGGGUGAGAAGAUCGUCGGAAUCCAUCGCCUACCGGAAACGGCUCAGAUGAUGAGAGAGAACGUGGAGCGAGUGCUUCAGUUUAUGGCCGCUAAAAGAAUCCGCAUGCACCACGUCGGCAGCAAAGAGGUCAUCGAGGGCAAUCUGAAAGCGGUGAUGAGGCUGAUUUUGGCGUUGGCCGCGCACUACAAGCCUCAGAGCGUGCGAACAUCGCCUUACGACAGUGGCGCCACCACCGAGAAAACGGGAACGACAGCGUCGUCGGCUGGCACGACGGCAACACCAGCGACGCCCUCGAAAUCAACCCCUCCCACCAAAACAACGACUCCCACGGUGACCCCCACCCCCUCCCCAUCCACCUCCGCCGCCAGCUCAGCCCCCUCACCCUCCACUUCGACGGCGACGGUGACCGGCUCCGCGGGCCCGGCGAGCACGCCCGGCACCCCCAGCACGCCGAACAAGCGCUCAGCGCUCUCCGUGUGCGUCACGACGCCCAACCUGAACGUGCCCGGGAACCGCAAGUCGAUCGGUCACCUGCUGGAGGGCACGCUGGCCGUGGCGCCGCUACGCCGCUUCCCCAGCGUGGCCGGUCACCAGUGGGCAGCCGCCGGCGUCGGCGGCGACGACGGCGACGACGGCGGCGACGAGGCCACGCCCGAGAGCCGUGUCGACGACGACGCGCCGGCUGCGGCGCGGCCGGUGGAGCGGCGCGGCCGCCGCCAGUGGGGCCUGCCCGGGCCGCCGCUCUACGAGAAUCUGCCCCGCAGCAACAGCUUCGCCAGCUACAGCGGCGACCGGCCGCGCCUACCGCCGGCCGCCGACACCGAGGGCAUCUACGACGUGCCGCGCUGCCGACCGCCACGCGUGCAGGAGGGCCCGGCCUCGCUCGGCGCCGAACUGUCGCGCACGACGCAGACGGACGGCCGCGAGCCGCGUGAGAUCGUGGACGGGUUCAGUAGCCUACCGCGCCACGGCGUGCGGCCCGCUGCGCUCGACUUCUGGGAGAGUCUGACCACGCACAGCACCGGCACCAGCUCGCCGAACACCAGCGGCGAGUUCAGGUACAACACCAUCCACCGGAUGAGUGGACGCCGCCUGCUCCCGAAGACGCCCGACACACGCUCGAGGCCCGCCGCGCCGGCCGCGCCGCCGGUGCCGGCAGGGCCGCCCAAGCCGUCCGAGGACGCUGAGGAGCGCAGUCUGGGCAGCCGGGGCGAGGUGGAGGGCUCCUCCAGCCACGGCUCGCCCACCACCUCGAUCGUGCGCUCGCGUGAGGAGGCGGUGGCCGAGUGGCUGCCGUACGACGCGCUGCUGGAGGAGCUCGGCCGCGCCCGGCGCCAGCUGGUCGCCCUGCAGGAGUUGGUGAGCCUCCUGAAUGGACACCAGCAGGAGGGCUCCGACUGUCGGGGCACCAACACGGCCGACGAGUUUGUCUUCUUGAAGUCGCGGUUGCAGAACACCUCCGAGAAGUGCAACCUGCUGCAGGCGGACCUCAACAAGGCGAAACAGAAUAUUCUGAAUGAGUCGGACGGCAGGAUCGAAGACGUCAAGCUGGGACCCCGCAAUGCCUUUGGACGGCAUGGCUUUGCUUCAGAAAAGGGAGAGCUGGGAGCUCGCCUCGGCGCUCAGGACCGCGAGCUGCAGGAGCUGCGCCGCCAGCUGGCCGACAAGGACAAGGCGAUCCACCUGCAGCAGAGCCAGUUCGACGAUGCCAUCAAGGCGCUGGCCAACUCGAACAUCAGGCCCGCGCAGAACGGAAAGGUGGCGCCGCAGUCGCCCGUGUCCAGACAGCGAGGCUCUGGCCGGGAAGAGAUGCAGAUUCUCAGAGACGCCAUCUCCAGUCUGAGAGCCAACUUCAGGGAGUCGGAUCCCAACCACCACACACUGGACACCCUGGAGCAGUGCGUGGCGGUGGUGCUCGACCGGCUGGCAGUUGCCGAGAGUGGCCGACAGGUGGAAGCACCAGAGGCGGUCCCGCCCAACAAGCGGGCCCCCAUCACCAGCCUGCAGGGACAGAACUCAUUCACCAAGGUGGUGUACUACACCGAGAAGACACUGACUCCGUUCCUGUCGUCCGUGCCGAAGCAGCUGGGAGAGAUCACCCUGCGCGACUUCAAGCAGAUCUUUGAUAGGCCUGGAAACUACCGCUUCCACUUCAAGAGCAUGGAUCCCGAAUUCGGCAUGGUGAAGGAAGAGAUAUCCAAUGACGACGAAAUCUUGCCCGGUUUCGAUGGAAAGCUGAUUUCGUGGGUGGUGGAAGAUCACGGUGUUUAAGCCCUAUGCUUUCGACAUAUAGUCGGAAGCUUGUACCACUCGUACAAUAUUAACAGGGGCCAUUCGACAGUGUUCUGACAACGAAGAUUUGGUUAUCUUUCUAUGACCCUUGAUGUCAGUACAUGAAGGAAACUGCUUCGAAACCAAAGAUAUUGUAGUACUAGACAAUAGCACGGUCUAGAGAAGAUUGCACAUCUGCUAUUCUCAUGUUCUUGGAGAGAUCAUAUGAUAAUUGAUGUCCUGCUCACACGGGAUAAUGACUUAUAAGCUGUAUAAAUGGUACUUUGUUAUGAAGAAGGCGGAAUUAUAUCCGUAGCCCGUUGAAAAUGCGCGACAUACACGAACCGCAUGCUACUUGUUUCGAAGACUAUACAAUAAAUGAUCAUUGAA